GGCGCGACGGCAACAUUACGUUUCAUUCAUUUGUGAAGUAGAUAGUGUUAACUCGUGAGUUGUGUUGUGAUUUGUGCGUGGUUAUUUUAGUCAAAUCUCUAGUUAUUUGUGGAUUUUAACAGAAAUAUAAUUCUAUUAAAUAUGGGGAAGGAUUAUUACAAAAUAUUAGGACUGAAUAAAGGUGCGACUGAUGAUGAGAUCAAAAAAGCGUAUCGCAAAUUGGCCCUCAAGUACCAUCCGGAUAAGAAUAAGUCGGCUGGAGCAGAAGAACGGUUCAAGGAAGUUGCGGAAGCGUACGAAGUGUUAUCAGAUAAGAAAAAGAGAGAAAUUUAUGAUGAAUGCGGUGAAGAGGGGCUGAAGAGUGGUGGCAGAAAUUUCAAAGGUACUGGCGGUCAUUCCAACGCGUACUCGUACCACGGCGAUGCAUGGGCUACAUUUGCUCAGUUCUUUGGUUCAGCGAGGCCCUUUCAACCAUUCUUUGACAUUAACGGUAGCGGUGGAGGUAACUUUUUUGAUCGUGACAUGGAUGUCGAUCUGGAUCCUUUUGCCAACAUCGGAAUGGGAACAACUCGACCAAGUGGCCCAGGCGGCGCGUAUCGUAGCCAGAGCUUCAACUUUCACGGAUCACCACAUCGGAAAGAAAGAACACAAGACCCACCAAUUGAACAUGACUUGUACAUGUCACUUGAAGAGAUUGCUAGGGGCUGUGUAAAGAAAAUGAAAAUUUCAAGAGGAGUCAUUCAACCAGAUGGUACAACAAAGAAAGAAGAUAAAGUAUUGACAAUCCAUGUAAAGCCUGGCUGGAAGGCAGGUACCAAGAUCACAUUCCAAAAGGAGGGAGACCAGGGAAGAAAUAAGAUUCCAGCUGACAUAGUAUUCAUUAUUAGAGACAAACCAAAUCCAUUAUUUAAACGUGAAGGCAGUGACAUCAGAUAUACAGCAAAGAUAUCUCUUAAACAGGCCCUAUGUGGAACAAUUAUUGAAGUGCCAACAAUGUCUGGAGAUAAAUUAACAGUCAAUUUACAAGGAGAAAUUGUUAAACCCUAUUCAGUGAAACGAUUCCCUGGUUACGGCCUUCCAUUCCCCAAGGAGCCAACUAGGAAAGGUGAUCUGCUUGUGGCAUUUGACAUCAAAUUUCCAGAGAAACUCACUCCUGCAGCAAAGGAAAUAUUGGAGAGCACUUUACCAAACUAUUACACAUGAUUGUUUGGAAAGUGGAAAAAAAUUCUGGAUGUUUUGGGACUUACUUUGUCUAACAUAAGUUCCGCUUGAUAGGAUCUGCAUUUGUUCAAUUUGCAAGGUGAGCGACAUUUAAGUAAUUGAGCAUUUUGGUUAUGUGUUCAUUGACAAUCCACAAUUUACUCAAUGAUUUUAUAUUCAAAGUAUUUCUUGCUUCAUAUUUAUUAUAUUGUGGAUAAAAGUUUGUAUGGGUUGAAACUUUGUGCGUUUUAGUACAAAGAGUUUAAAAUUGUGUCAGUGAGUGUAUUUAAAAUUGACAAUUGUAAAUACUUACAUCAUGUAAAUAUUAGCAACAAUUAUAAGUUAGGUUUCAGUACUUAGGAAUCUAGCUCAUGUUUCAUAGUACUUUGGGAAUGCAAUUUUGUCUUUGUACACAGAUUAAAACUGGACAUAACAUACAUAGAAUUAUUGAAACAAUUGGUUAAUAAAGCUUCUUCAAAUGUCAUGUUUGAAGAACAAUCAAAAUUGUAUUUUUUUUAUCUGUUUGUACCCAGCAAGAUUUUGUUUCAAAGACUGAUCAUUGUAAUAGGUUUAAUUGUAAGACAAAACUUAUAAUUUUGCCCUAAAAUUUGUUGAAAUAAAAAAAUUCAAUUUC
This is a messenger RNA of Pieris brassicae (large cabbage white), 1834 nucleotides long. It is a transcript of the gene DnaJ-5, whose product is annotated as dnaJ protein homolog 1. Gene Ontology annotation, cellular component: cytosol. The coding region runs from base 142 to 1203 and encodes 353 amino acids. The record is from RefSeq and is a predicted model, not a curated record. Gene Ontology annotation, molecular function: protein-folding chaperone binding. NCBI's taxonomy places the organism in Eukaryota, Metazoa, Arthropoda, Insecta, Lepidoptera, Pieridae. The transcript is spliced from 3 exons. Gene Ontology annotation, biological process: negative regulation of transcription by RNA polymerase II.